AUGGCUUUUGUGGAUCGAGGAGCAGUAAUGCAGAGAAGACUGCCUGUGUGGCAGGUGCUUUUGUGGUGGCAUCAUGUCUUUCUCUUGUGGAGUACAACAGACGGACAGACUCGCUACACCAUCCCGGAGGAACUAACGCAGGGCUCCGUGAUAGGAAAUCUGGCCAAAGAUCUGGGUUUAGUCGUCUCUGAGCUUCACCGACGCAAACUGCGGAUUACCUCGGAGGCUGGUAAGCAGUAUUUCAGCGUGGACUUGGGAAAAGGAGGACUGGUGGUCAGUGAGAGGAUAGACAGGGAGGAACUGUGUGGACAAAGAGUGCCGUGUCUGUUACCUUUAGAGGUGGUUAUAGAGAGCCCCCUGCAGCUGCAUCGAAUCGAGAUCGAGAUACAGGAUAUUAAUGACAAUUCCCCCAGUUUUAUUACGAAAGAGAGGGUUUUGAAGAUAGCAGAGUCGAUUAACCCGGGCGCGCGAUUUCCGCUCGAGAGUGCCCUGGAUCCAGACGUCGUGGCCAAUACGGUGCGAACCUACGCCAUCAGCCGGAACGACCAUUUCAAAUUAAACAUUAAAAAUCACAAGGACGGUACGAAAUUCCCCGAGCUGGUGCUGGAGAAGUCUCUCGAUCGGGAGAAACAAGCUGUGCACAGGCUUAUCCUCACCGCUGUGGAUGGCGGCGAUCCUGCGCGUUCAGGGACGUCUGAAAUUACAAUUACAGUGCUGGAUAUCAACGACAACGCGCCGCAGUUUGACAGACAGGUGUAUGAGGUCAACGUAAGCGAAAACGCGGCGGCUGGAACGGAGAUUUUGCGCGUCACAGCUACGGACACGGACGAGGGGGUAAAUGGAGAAAUUGAAUACUUAUUUGGAGAACAAUCGACAGAUUUGGUCGUGUCAAUGUUUGAUAUUGAGCCAACCACCGGAGCGAUAGUUGUGACAGGGGUGUUAGACUAUGAAAAGAAUCCGCUGCAUAGAUUUGACGUCAUAGCUAAAGACAAGGGAAAUCCCGAGCUGGAGAGUCACUGCGGCAUUGAAAUCAAAGUAGGCGAUGUUAACGAUAACACACCUGAAAUUAUUGUGACCUCCUUAACCACACCUGUUCCAGAAGAUUCUGCUAUCGGCACGGUCAUUGCACUAAUAAGUGCCAAAGACCCGGAUUCGGGGGAUAAUGGUAAGGUGAAAUUGAUCGUGUCUUCAAAUUCUCCAUUCAAAUUGAAUCCAUCCGUUUCUAACCAUUACACGCUGGUAACGAAUGGGCCACUUGACCGUGAAACAUUGACACAUCAUAGCAUAAAGAUAAGCGCCACUGACGCGGGGAAACCAUCACUGUCCAGUGAGAAAAUAGUCACUGUUGAUUUGUUAGAUGUUAAUGACAACCCACCAGUAUUCUCCCAGCCUUCGUAUAUCAUUUAUGUUAAAGAGAAUUACGCGGCUGGUAAAAUAUUAUGCACAGUGUCCGCAACUGAUCUCGACCAGAGUGACAACGCCAAGAUCUCCUACUCCAUCCUGGACUCUAAAGUACAGGACGUGUCUGUGUCGUCCUAUGUUUACAUCAACUCUGACAAUGGCAGCAUCUACAGCAUGCACUCGUUUGAUUAUGAGAAACUGAAGGUGUUUCAGAUCCAGGUGCAGGCUAAAGACCAGGGCUCUCCGUCUCUGAGCAGCAACGCCACUGUCCACGUUUUUAUCCUGGACCAGAACGACAAUGCCCCCUCUGUUAUUUACCCCUCCCCCACUAUUCUGGGGUCACUCUCUCAUCAGAGGAUGCCCCGUUCUGCUAAAGCUGGACAUCUGGUUACCAAGGUAACGGCCGUGGAUGCAGACUCGGGCCAUAACGCCUGGAUCUCCUAUAAGUUGUCAGAGGCCACAGACGCCUCUCUGUUCACUGUCAGUCUUUACACAGGGGAGGUGAGGACUAAACGUGCUGUGUCCGAGCAGGACGACUCCUCUCAGAGGCUUCUCAUAGAGAUCAAGGACGACGGAGAACCGGUCCAGUCCGCCACGGUCACAGUGUCUGUUCUCAUUGAGGAUGGACUUCAUGAGCCCAUUCUGGAUCUUAAACACAAAGUCAACGAGCCCAGAAAGAAAAGUGGGAGGAUCACCCUGUACUUGAUCCUCUCUCUGGCCGGGGUGUCCGUACUGUCUGUGCUGACUUUUCUCAUUUUAGCAGUUAAGUGUAUUAAGAACAGCAGGGACAGCGGUAGCUGCUGCAUGAGACGGAGCGACUGUGACGACUACAAGAACCCCAACAGAAACCUGCAGAUCCAGCUCAACACUGACGGACCUAUAAAAUAUGUGGAGGUCCUGGGAGGGGACAUGAUGUCUCAGAGUCAGUCCUUCAGGUCCUGUCUCUCUCCCAUGUCAGAGUACAGCGAUUUCACCCUGGUUAAGCCCAGCAGCACCACUGACUUUAAGGAGAUGAUCAGUGUUUUAGACGCGUCUUUGCCAGACAGCACCUGGACCUUUGAGAGCCAGCAGGUGAGCAGACAAGGCUUUUGUUUCAUAUUGUCUCCAUGA
Messenger RNA from Lampris incognitus (smalleye Pacific opah), 2511 nucleotides. Its product is annotated as protocadherin gamma-C5-like. NCBI's taxonomy places the organism in Eukaryota, Metazoa, Chordata, Actinopteri, Lampriformes, Lampridae. Gene Ontology annotation, biological process: homophilic cell-cell adhesion. The transcript has a single exon. Bases 1 to 2511 code for a protein of 836 amino acids. The record is from RefSeq and is a predicted model, not a curated record. Gene Ontology annotation, molecular function: calcium ion binding. Gene Ontology annotation, cellular component: plasma membrane.